Molecule: messenger RNA, 3519 nt
Organism: Ailuropoda melanoleuca (giant panda)
Lineage: Eukaryota; Metazoa; Chordata; Mammalia; Carnivora; Ursidae
Gene: KLHL22
Product: kelch like family member 22
Exons: 8
Coding region: 296-2122 (608 amino acids)
Biological process (GO): protein monoubiquitination; proteasome-mediated ubiquitin-dependent protein catabolic process; positive regulation of TORC1 signaling
Cellular component (GO): nucleus; cytosol; polar microtubule
Molecular function (GO): protein binding
Source: RefSeq, a predicted model, not a curated record
GAGGGCUCCACACCCAGGAUGGAGCUUGAACUCACAACCCUGAGAUUAAGAGUCCCAUGCUCUACUGACUGAAUUAGCGAGGUGCCCCUUUCAUUUUUUUCUCUUAAAGAUACAAUAGAGGGAAUUGGAGAAGGAACUAAUUUGGGAGAGGGGAUAGUGGAAUGGCCAUAGGUGGUGAAGGCAGAUGUUCACAGGCAGUGUGGCAGGUGACACCUGGCUGGGUGACAGUGCUGUGGCUACAGUGCUUAGCUAAGGCCCAGAGUGCAGUUGCAGGACUGGCUCCCCCUGACUCAGAAUGCACGGCCAAAGUGUGUUUAAGCUGACAGCCGCAGCGGUGAGGUCUGGUGUGGUGGUCAGGAUGGCGGAGGAGCAGGAGUUCACCCAGCUGUGCAAGUUGCCUGUGCAGCCCUCACACCCACAUUGUGUCAACAACACCUACCGGAGUGCACAGCACUCCCAGGCCUUGCUCCGGGGGCUGCUGGCUCUCCGGGACAGUGGCAUCCUCUUUGAUGUUGUCCUGGUGGUGGAGGGGAGACACAUUGAGGCCCAUCGAAUCCUGCUGGCUGCGUCCUGUGAUUACUUCAGAGGAAUGUUUGCUGGGGGAUUGAAGGAGAUGGAGCAGGAAGAGGUCCUGAUCCACGGCGUGUCCUACAAUGCCAUGUGCCAAAUUCUGCAUUUCAUUUAUACCUCUGAGUUGGAGCUCAGCCUCAGCAAUGUCCAGGAGACGCUGGUCGCCGCCUGCCAGCUGCAGAGGAGGAAACCGAGGCUCAGAGCAGUUAAGAACGUGCCACAGACCUCUUCCAAGCCUGGAUUUAAACCCUAUCAGUCUGCAAUUCCAGAAAUCAUCCAUUUCUGCUGUGAUUUCCUCAUGUCCUGGGUGGAUGAAGAGAACAUCCUUGAUGUCUACCGGCUGGCGGAGCUGUUUGACUUGAGCCGUCUGACCGAGCAGCUGGACACCUACAUCCUCAAAAACUUCGUGGCCUUCUCUCGGACUGACAAGUACCGCCAGCUUCCCCUGGAGAAGGUCUAUUCCCUCCUCAGCAGCAACCGUCUGGAGGUCUCCUGUGAGACCGAGGUUUACGAGGGCGCCCUGCUCUACCAUUACACCCUGGAGCAGGUGCAGGCCGACCAGAUCUCACUGCACGAGCCCCCCAAGCUCCUCGAGACAGUGCGUUUUCCCCUGAUGGAAGCUGAGGUCCUCCAGCGGCUGCACGAUAAGCUGGACCCCAGCCCGCUGAGGGACACGGUGGCCAACGCCCUCAUGUACCACCGCAACGAGAGCCUGCAGCCCAGCUUGCAGGGCCCUCACACAGAGCUGCGGUCGGACUUCCAGUGCGUCGUGGGCUUUGGGGGCAUUCACUCCACACCGUCCACUGUCCUCAGUGACCAGGCCAAGUACCUGAACCCCCUACUGGGAGAGUGGAAGCACUUCACCGCCUCCCUGGCCCCCCGCAUGUCCAACCAGGGCAUCGCGGUGCUCAACAACUUUGUGUACCUGAUCGGAGGGGACAACAAUGUCCAGGGCUUCCGCGCCGAGUCCCGGUGCUGGAGGUAUGACCCGAGGCACAACCGCUGGUUCCAGAUCCAGUCACUGCAGCAGGAGCACGCCGACCUGUGUGUGUGUGUUGUGGGCAGGUACAUCUAUGCGGUGGCGGGCCGAGACUACCAUAAUGACCUGAAUGCUGUGGAGCGUUACGAUCCCACCACCAACUCCUGGGCUUACGUGGCUCCGCUCAAGAGGGAGGUGUAUGCCCAUGCGGGCGCCACGCUGGAGGGGAAGAUGUACGUUACCUGUGGUCGCAGAGGAGAGGACUACCUGAAGGAGACGCACUGCUAUGACCCCGACAGCAACACCUGGCACAGCCUGGCUGAUGGGCCCGUGCGGCGGGCCUGGCACGGCAUGGCCACGCUCCUGGACAAGUUGUACGUGAUCGGGGGCAGCAACAAUGACGCUGGCUACAGGAGAGAUGUGCACCAGGUGAGAGCUCUGUUUCUCAAAAUGUGGUCCCAGACCAGCAGCAUCCGCAUCACUGGGAACUUGUUAGAAAUGCAGGUUCUCAGGCCCCAGCCCAGACCCACUGACUUGGAAGGUCCAGGGGCGGGGCACGGCGGUGUGUCUUAACAGGCCCCAAGUGGAGAGAACCCCUGGGCCCUCCUGGAUCAGUUUCCUAUGGCUGCCAUGACAAAUCAUCACCAACUUACUAACUUGACACAAUGUAAGUGUAUUCUUCCAGUUUGUACGUCCUAAGUCUGAUGUGGUCUCACUGGCUAAAAUCCAGAUGUCCUUUUUGGGGCAUUAGGGGAGAAUCUGGCUCCUUGCUCACUCAGGUUAUCAGUUCACUUCCCUGCGUGUGUAGAACUAAGGUCCCUGUUUCUUUGCUGGCUGUCGGCUAAAGGCCCUUCUUGGCUUCUCGAGGCCUGUGCAUUCCCUGGCCUGGGGCCGCUUUGUCCUCAGCCAGCAACGGCAGGUUGUCCUUCUGACUUCUCUUCUCUCCUGGUAGACUUUCCCCUCUGCUUUCAAGGACUCGUGCAAUUAGACGGGCUGCCCGGCGAGUCCAGGAUAACCUCCCCACCUCGAGGUCCAUACCCUGAAGCAUGUCUGCAGAGUUCCUUUUGCCACAUAAAGUAACACAAGUUUUAGAGAUUUAGGACACGGACUUCUUUAGAGGUCAUUUUUCUGCCUACCACAGAGGGAGAACCAAAGGUGGUUAUUAAGUCAAAAAGAUAAGAUUUUUGUGGCUCUUAAUACGUAUUGUCAGACAGCUUUCCCAGAGUGUCAGACCAGCGCAGAGACGAACAGCUUCAUUGCGCGUCUAUCAGCACUGGGCCUUGUGAUUUUUCUUACCCCAGCAGCAGCUAGUUGUCAGGGACACAUUUAACUCCUGUUUUCCAUUUCUUGAUUACGAGUAAGUGAAACAUUUUCCCACGUGUUUGUUUACCGUUUGGGGGAAUUUUGGAGACCUGAGACCGUUGAUGGUCAGCAGGCUAUUUCCACAUUUUAUCUGUACUUCCCCCUGGAGUUGGUGCUGUGAGGGAGUUAGCUGGGGCCCAUGUUUUUGGUCAGUUUCAGUCUUGUGGAGGGGAGAGAACCCCAGACCUUAGAGAAGAACAGCGUGCCCAUGGGGAGGUGCCACACACCUGGGUCCGCAGGCUGGCUGAGGGCCCUGGAGGCAGGACAGAGCGUCAGCCUGGCCCAUGGACAGGACAUCUUGACGCUGGCCCCAGACUCUUCCUCCAGGGGGGCCUGGCUGUAUCCCUCAGCCUUGGUCUGAAUCCAGGAUCUGGCCGAGAGUGCUGCCCUGCCCGGCUGGCCCAGGGCAGCCUGGCAGCCCUGUCCUGGCAGGUGCCCAGCUUUACUCUGACCUUGGCUUUGCAGGUGGCUUGCUACAGCUGCACGUCUGGGCAGUGGUCAUCCGUUUGCCCGCUCCCAGCCGGGCACGGUGAGCCUGGCAUUGCUGUGCUGGACACCAGGAUCUACGUGCUGGGUGGCCGCUCGCACAACCGAGGCAGCCGCACGGG